GGUGCUGGGAUGCUCCACAUGGCUGGAGAGACGAAGUAGUUAAAAAUUAUUACUAGCGAGGGGGCCGGAACCUCGGGACGUGGGUAUAUAAGACGGUGCACUGAGCGCAGAGCGGCCGCUGCUGCUGUGAUCCGGGACCAGGGCGCACUGGCUCAGCCUCUCACUUGUCAGAGGCCGGGGAAGAGAAGCAAAGCGCAACGGUGUGGUCCAAGCCGGGGCUUCUGCUUCGCCUCUGGGACAUACACGGGACCCCCGAAUUUCAGUCCCCCACACGCGCACCCUAGAAGUCUUGAACUCCAGCCCGGCACAUCCACGCGCGGCACAGGCGUGGCAGGCGGCAGGUCCCGGCCGAAGGCGAUGCGCGCAGGGGGUCGGGCAGCUGGGCUCGGGCGGCGGGAGUAGGGCCCAGCAGGGAGGCAGGGAGGCUGCAGAGUCAGAGUCGCGGGCUGCGCCCUGGGCAGAGGCCGCCCUCGCUCCACGCAACACCUGCUGCUGCCACCGCGCCGCGAUGAGCCGCGUGGUCUCGCUUCUGCUGGGCGCCGCACUGCUCUGCGGCCACGGAGCCUUCUGCCGCCGCGUGGUCAGCGGCCAAAAGGUGUGUUUUGCUGACUUCAAGCACCCCUGCUACAAAAUGGCCUACUUCCACGAACUGUCCAGCCGAGUGAGCUUUCAGGAGGCACGUCUGGCUUGUGAGAGUGAGGGAGGAGUCCUCCUCAGCCUUGAGAAUGAAGCAGAACAGAAGUUAAUAGAGAGCAUGUUGCAAAACCUGACAAAACCCGGAACAGGGAUUUCUGAUGGUGAUUUCUGGAUAGGGCUUUGGAGGAAUGGAGAUGGGCAAACAUCUGGUGCCUGCCCAGAUCUCUACCAGUGGUCCGAUGGAAGCAAUUCCCAGUACCGAAACUGGUAUACGGAUGAACCUUCCUGCGGAAGUGAAAAGUGUGUUGUGAUGUAUCACCAACCAACUGCCAAUCCUGGCCUUGGGGGUCCCUACCUUUACCAGUGGAAUGAUGACAGGUGCAACAUGAAGCACAAUUAUAUUUGCAAGUAUGAACCAGAGAUUAAUCCAACAGCCCCUGUAGAAAAGCCUUAUCUUACAAAUCAACCAGGAGACACCCAUCAAAAUGUGGUUGUUACUGAAGCAGGUAUAAUUCCCAAUCUAAUUUAUGUUGUUAUACCAACGAUACCCCUGCUCUUACUGAUACUGGUUGCUUUUGGAACCUGUUGUUUCCAGAUGCUGCAUAAAAGUAAAGGAAGAACAAAAACUAGUCCAAACCAGUCCACACUGUGGAUUUCAAAGAGUACCAGAAAAGAAAGUGGCAUGGAAGUAUAAUAACUCAUUGACUUCGUUCCAGAUUUUUGUAAUUCUGGAUCUGUAUAAGGAAUGGCAUCAGAACAAUAGCUUGGAAUGGCUUGAGAUCACAAAGGAUCUGCAAGAUGAACUGUAAGCUCCCCCUUGAGGCAAAUAUUAAAGUAAUUUUUAUAUGUCUAUUAUUUCAUUUAAAAAAUAUGCUGUGCUAAUAAUGGAGUGAGACAUGCUUAUUUUGCUAAAGGAUGCACCCAAACUUCAAGCAAAUGAAAUGGACAAUGCAGAUAAAGUUGUUAUCAACACGUCGGGAGUAUGUGUGUUAGAAGCAAUUCUUUUUAUUUCUUUCACCUUUCAUAAGUUGUAAUCUAGUCAACGUAAUGUGUAUUGUAUUGAAAUUUACAGUGUGCAAAAGUAUUUUACCUUUGCAUAAGUGUUUGAUAAAAAUGAACUGUUCUAAUAUUUAUUUUUAUGGCCAUCUCAUUUUUCAAUACAUGCUCUUUUGAUUAAAGAAACUUAUUAUGGUUGUCAACUGAAUUCACACACACACAAAUAUAGUACCAUACAAAAAGUUUGUUUUCUAGAAAUAAUUUGUCUCUCAGUUUCUCUGCUUUUGGUCAAUGUCUAGGAAAUCUCUUCAGAAAUAAGAAGCUAUUUCAUUAAGUGUGAUAUAAACCUCCUCAAACAUUUUACUUAGAGGCAAGGACUGUCUAAUUUCAAUUGUGCAAGACAUGUGCCUUAUAAUUAUUUUUAGUUGAAAACUAAACAGAUUUUGUAAUAAUUGUAACUUUGUUAAUAGGUGCAUAAACAGUAAUGCAGUCAAUUUGAACAAAAGAAGUGGCAUACACAAUAUAAAUCAUAUGUCUUCACACGUUGCCUAUAUAAUGAGAAGCAGCUCUCUGAGGGUUCUGAAAUCAAUGUGGUCCCUCUCUUGCCCACUAAACAAAGAUGGUUGUUCGGGGUUUGGGAUUAACACUGGAGGCAGAUAGUUGCAAAGUCUGUCUAAGGUUUCCCUAGCUGUAUUUAGCCUCUGACUAUAUUAGUAUACAAAGAGGUCACGUGGUUGAGACCAGGUGAAUAGUCACUAUCAGUGUGGAGACAAGCACAGCACACAGACAUUUCAGGAACGAAGGGAACUACGAAAUCGUGGGAAAGUGGGUUGGAACCCAUCAGUGAUCGCAUAUUCAUUGAUGAGGGUUUGCUUGAGAUAGAAAAUGGUGGCUCCGUUCUGUCUUAUCUCCUAGUUUCUUCAAUGCUUAUGCCUUGUUCCUCUCAAGAGAGAGUUGUAACUGUCUGGUCUUCAUACGUCCCUAUGCUCCUUUUAACCAAAUAAAGAGUUCUUGUUUCUGAAGAAUGAUGACUAGGCCUGUCUAAGCCUCUUAUGUGAAAAAAGUACAGAUAUGUUUGCAUCGAUAUAUAAAGUUGAAAACAAAUUACUCUUUAAGUGUGGUAAUAAUGGAAGGCGUGGUUAUGUCUAAUAUUUUCCCUGUCAAUUCUUUUCAGUUAAAUAAUAAAGUAUUUUCCUCAACACAGUUCACAACUAGCAUUGGUUGGCAAAGCUAGGAAGCAAAAGAGAAAUCAGUGGGCAUUGCCCAUUUUCAGCUGCUCAGAGACCGAGAGAAUGAGCAGCUGCAUUUGAAGCUGAGAUCUGCCAACAUGUAGCACUCCUCUUUCUUUUCUUGGCUACCUAUCUUUCUGGGUAGAACUGGAGACCAGUUGCUGGGACCUAACCUUUUUCCUCCAAACUACUAUCAUGUAUUUCUCCCUCUAGUGUGGACACAGUGGAGGAAAACAGGGUGUUCCCCCUUGUCUUUGCCACCAUGGACUAUAACAGCUGCAAGGCAAAAGCAGCAAAUCAAUGGGGAAACGCCUGGCUUUUGCCUUUGAUCUUUAUCUAGGUCUGGGUAACUCUUCUGGUAUCACCCACUAAACCUAUAAGCUACUGGAGGUGGAAAAUGAACUUCUCUUUUAUUAGAAAAUGGUAGUAAUCCUAUCUUAACAGUUUCCUAAAAUUUUAGCUAACCUUUGGGAAAUGAAAAGCAAUACAUGGUGUAUCUGUUGCGUUAGCAUUUUUAGAAUAUAUUUUUGCUGUGUGUUUUGAAAUGCAGAUGAAAUGUGGAACAAUCUUCAGGUACUAAAACAAAUACCCUGCUGGUCAGUCUAUCUUUCCCAACUGUUAGAAUCAGACCAUUGGAAAGGUGUUAAAAAGAAUCGUGUGUUCAGUGGUGAUACGAUUUGGCUGUUUCCCCACCCACAUCUCACCUUGAAUUGUAAUAAUCCCCAUGUGUCAAGGGUGGGGCCAGGUGGAGAUAAUUGAAUCAUGGGGGUGGUUUCCCCCAUACUGUUCUCAUGGUAGUGGAUAAGGAAAGUGGAAAGGAAAUGGAAGUUCUCCUGCAUAUGCUCUCUUGCCUGUCUCCAUGUAAGACGUGCCUUUGCUCCUCCUUUGCCUUCCAACAUGAUUGUGAGGCCUCUCCAGCUAUGUGGAACUGUGAGUUCAUUAAAUGUCUUUCCUUUAUAAAUUACCCAGUCUUAAGUAUGUCUUUAUUAGCAGCAUGAAAAU
This is a messenger RNA of Pongo pygmaeus (Bornean orangutan), 3863 nucleotides long. RefSeq names its product chondrolectin (gene CHODL). The transcript is spliced from 6 exons. The record is from RefSeq and is a predicted model, not a curated record. NCBI's taxonomy places the organism in Eukaryota, Metazoa, Chordata, Mammalia, Primates, Hominidae. The coding region runs from base 509 to 1330 and encodes 273 amino acids.